AUGAUAAGAAAAUGGGAGAGGACAAAAAAUAAAAGAAUACGUAAAAGAAUCACAAAUUUGAAACCCACUCCCCUUAAUAAGGUCCAUCUUAACCCGACUUAUAUACACAACUUACUAACUCCGCCACCACCUCCAAAUGUCUCUUACAGUCUAAUUAACCGAGCCCCAUCAAUGCAAUCAUUAUGUAGCAAUUCUAUUGUUUCUGCAGCUGUUCCUACCUAUAUUCCCAAUCCCCAAAUUUUGUUUGUUGUACCAAUCUUAACCCCCGCAACUCCACUCUUGCCAUCCCAAUUUUUUAAUGUCCAACCAUUUGUUGGCCCGGGAGUGUCGCGUCUCAACGCGAAUUAUAAAUUUAAUUAA
Meloidogyne enterolobii is the source of this 360-nucleotide messenger RNA. NCBI's taxonomy places the organism in Eukaryota, Metazoa, Nematoda, Chromadorea, Rhabditida, Meloidogynidae. The record is from the annotation of a GenBank genome assembly.